UACAGACUGGUAAAGUGUACAAGAAUCCACGAGGCUUCUUCGCGCGAGAACCUUCGUGGAGACGCCUUACUACUAAAAAGUUCUUCUACUCCCAUCACCCGUUAAUCUCGCAAAGAUUAUAUCCAAACCGCGCUGUGGCAUCCAAUAAAACCCUAGUUUUUGAGUAUAGAAGUCAAGCCUUUCUUUACUUUUUCUUCCGGGGUAGGGCCAGGGCCCCCUUGGUUCUACGCGUCUUCUUUACCUCACAUCCCCCUUCACUUAUUCUCCCAUUUCCUGUCUUAAUUCCUCCCAAACACUCCGGCGCCGGCGAUGGGCUGCGCGGCGUCGAAGAAGGCUGUGUCGGUGACGCCAGCGCUGGAUUCGUCCGGCAUUCUUAAGGAUCAUAGAGGAUCUGAUGUGUUUUUGGAGAAAUCUUUGCGGUAUAGGUCGAAGGAGGAGGAAGAAAGAAAGCUUGAAGAGUUGGCGGAAUCAGGGCGAAUGAUCUUGAAGCGGUCUAGCUCGGUGAGCGUUCGACUGGGUAAUCUUCACAAGUACAUUGAAGGGGAACAAGUUGCCGCGGGAUGGCCGGCGUGGCUCACCGCCGUGGCUGGUGAAGCGAUUAAUGGAUGGGUGCCCCUCAAAGCUGACAACUUUGAGAAAUUGGAUAAGAUAGGGCAGGGCACCUAUAGCACUGUAUUCAGAGCAAGGGAUAUUGAAACAGGAAAAUUUGUUGCCCUAAAGAAGGUGCGGUUUGACAAUUUUGAGCCUGAGAGUGUCCGAUUUAUGGCACGAGAAAUACAGAUACUUCGCCGACUUGACCAUCCCAAUGUGAUGAAGUUGGAGGGUUUGGUUACUUCUCGGUUAUCAUGUAGUAUAUAUCUUGUAUUUGGAUAUAUGGAACAUGAUCUUGCUGGCCUUUCAUCGUCACCUGACAUAAAAUUCUCUGAAUCACAGGUAAAGUGUUUAAUGGAGCAAUUGUUAUCUGGUCUUGAGCAUUGUCAUUCAAGAGGAAUCAUCCAUCGUGAUAUUAAGGGCGCCAAUCUUCUAGUUAAUGAUGAAGGCAUAUUAAAAAUUGCUGAUUUUGGCCUGGCAAACUUCAUACAUCCUGAAAAUAAGCAACCACUAACUAGCCGUGUGGUUACACUGUGGUACCGUCCACCUGAGCUUCUCUUAGGCUCUUAUGAUUAUGGAGUGUCUGUUGACUUAUGGAGUGCUGGUUGCGUAUUCGCAGAAAUGUUUGUCAAGAAGCCCAUCUUGCAGGGAAGAACUGAGGUUGAACAAUUGCAUAAAAUCCUUAAGCUAUGUGGUUCCCCAUCUGAUGAAUACUGGAAAAAGUCCAAGUUGCCUCAUGCAACAAUUUUCAAACCACAUCAUCCUUAUGAGAGUCACCUACAAGAGACUUUCAAGAGCUUGCCACAAUCUGCCUACAAGUUGUUAGAAGUACUUCUAUCUGUAGAACCUCAAAAGCGGGGAACUGCCACAUCCGCUCUAGCAUCUGAGUAUUUCAGAACAAAGCCUGCCGCGUGUGAACCAUCAAGUUUGCCAAAACACCCUCCUACCAAAGAGAUUGAUGCAAAAAGUCGUGAGGAUGCAAGCAGGAAAAAUAUUCCAAAGAUCAACGGAAGAGCUCGUGUUGCAGAAGUAAAAAGGAGGCCUUUAAGGGUGCAUCAGGAAACUCAACAAUCAAGUGGCUUGAGUAGAUUAGCAAAUCAUCAUGAGGCAGAGCCUCAGAUGAAAAAUCAUGGAACUGAAAGGAGUGGCAAUAAGAUAGUUUGUCCAAUAGUUAAAGGUGAAUCUAGACUUCUUGUUGAUCUUCAGCCAAUGGCAGCACUUAAUCCCCCUGAUCGGGAUCCGCAACCGACGCACAUUUCUCAAGACGACAUUCCUUUCUCAGGACCCUUGCAUGUUAAUCCUUCUACUGGUUUUGCAUGGGUGAAGAAGCAGCAGGAAGAUCAUCCAUUUGUUAAAUCACUAAGUAAAUCUAGCAGCUCAAGAAGCAUUACUUGUGGCUUGGAGGAGCCUCCAGUUGCUAUUAGAGCUAGAGUAACUUCUGAUUUUGAGAAUGGACAAUCUGCAGAAGAGGCAAUUGAUCAUCCCAAGCGCAGUGAGCAUUACAAGAUGGUGAAGAAUGCAAUGCUGAGAAAUUGGGCACAACUGGAACACUCAGAUUCAUUUGAUUCCUCUUCUGCAUUCCAUUCCCAGGAUUUCUCAAGAGCAAAUAAUGCGCAAUCAAAGCACAGUAUUAUGGGAUACCAAGAUGGAGGAGACAGGGUGGAAUUCUCAGGGCCAUUGUUGUCUAAAUCCCAAAAAGUUGAUGAAUUGUUACAAAAACAUGAACGCCAAAUUCGACAAGCGGUUCGGCGAUCGUGGUUUCAACGAGUGGCAGGUAGGAAACAAAUGAAGUAAAUCAAAGGUGUUAUUUUCUUUGACACUCAACAGAGCUCUUUUGGCACACUUGCAAAGAAGACUGUCAUAGGGAGGUCACCAUUUGAACAUUUUGGCAGAAGGUAGUGACAGUGACAAUAAUGAGGGCAGAUAUAUUUCAAAUCUUCUCAGAAGUGAACUAACAUCAGCCUUUAGAUAUGGUACAAAUGAAUUGUCAUGAAAAUUUCAUUCAUCUUUCAUAUAUUUUUGAUGAUUUUGGGGUUGUUUAGUCAAUGAAUGAUCCUCAAAAGAAGGAAAAAUUAUUACGUGCGGACGUUGAACGUGUCCGGAGGCGAAUGAGGUGGCGCCACAUCAUCCAAUGCACAGUGCAUUGCGUGACGUGUGGUCUCCUCAUUCGCCUCAACGUCUACACGUAAUAAUCAUAAAAAAAAAGGCAAUAGGAUAUUUUUGGGCAUACAAGCUGUAUAGUUUUUAUUUUGUUUGGAGAAUGUUUCAGACCUGAAAAUCUGUAUUGGCUGAUAAAAGAAAGAGAUUUUAUUAUUUAUUUAUUAUUUUUGGUAUU
Molecule: messenger RNA, 2926 nt
Organism: Dendrobium catenatum
Lineage: Eukaryota; Viridiplantae; Streptophyta; Magnoliopsida; Asparagales; Orchidaceae
Product: protein IMPAIRED IN BABA-INDUCED STERILITY 1
Exons: 9
Coding region: 310-2385 (691 amino acids)
Biological process (GO): protein phosphorylation; positive regulation of transcription elongation by RNA polymerase II
Cellular component (GO): cyclin-dependent protein kinase holoenzyme complex; nucleus
Molecular function (GO): cyclin-dependent protein serine/threonine kinase activity; ATP binding; RNA polymerase II CTD heptapeptide repeat kinase activity
Source: RefSeq, a predicted model, not a curated record